CAAUUUUUUUCCCCUUUCUCUUUCCUCCACUUGCUCUCUUUUCCCUCACACGGUUUCUCUUUACAUCAUUAAAUCCAAAAAAACAUCUCAAAGUUGUUCAAUUCUCUCCAUCUAUUUUCUUCAACAUAUCCAGGUAUCAUUACGAUCUCAAUAAUAUAUAUACGUUCCUACUAUGGCUAGCCUUCAAUCUGAUCAUCAACUCAAACAACUCAAAGAAAUUUUUGGACGAUUCGAUCUUGAUCAUGAUGGAAGCCUCACACAACUAGAGUUAGCCGCGCUUCUUCGUGCGCUAGGCCUUAAACCAACGGGGGAUCAAAUCCACGCAUUGUUAGCAAAUAUGGACCAUAAUGGCAACGGGUUCAUCGAAUUCGAUGAACUCGUAAAUGCCAUUAUGCCCGAUAUGAACGCGGAAAUUUUAAUAAAUCAAGAACAAUUAAUGGAGGUUUUUCGAUCGUUCGAUCGAGACGGUAACGGAUAUAUCACGGCUGCUGAGCUGGCCGGGUCAAUGGCUAAAAUGGGUCGCCCGUUAACGUAUAAGGAGUUAUCUGAUAUGAUGCAAGAAGCUGACACGAAUGGUGAUGGUGUUAUAAGUUUUAAUGAGUUUGCUAAUAUAAUGGGAAGAUCUGCGGCUGAUAUUCUUGGAUUAACGGUUUCGUAAUCACACACGGUCGUCGAUUCAGAAUUCUACUAUAUUCUGACUAAUUUACUAGGUUUGAAAUCUAUUAUAUGUAUGCAUUUAACAUAGAAUCUAAGGCAAGGCUAGUGAUUCGAAUAAACGUAUAGCUCUUUCACUAGAUCCGACCCGACUUGUAAUCAACCGGCGGUUGUUUACCAGUAUCUUAGAGCGGUUUUCCGGUAUGUUUUAAGAUGGUUUUUAUUUUUAUUUUAAUUGUGACAUUAAUUAACGUUAGAAAUUGGUGUUGGUUGAUGGAGAUGACUUUGAUGGUCUUAGACUUGGUCCAAUUGAUGACCUUUGUGGUGUUGUAAUUUAAUUUGUAUUUUGUGCAUUGAUUUUUUCUUUGCAUCU
Solanum dulcamara is the source of this 1027-nucleotide messenger RNA. Its product is annotated as probable calcium-binding protein CML16. NCBI's taxonomy places the organism in Eukaryota, Viridiplantae, Streptophyta, Magnoliopsida, Solanales, Solanaceae. The transcript has a single exon. The coding region runs from base 173 to 658 and encodes 161 amino acids. The record is from RefSeq and is a predicted model, not a curated record. Gene Ontology annotation, molecular function: enzyme regulator activity; calcium ion binding.